UUUUCUUUUUUUGAUCUUCAUGUCAUUGAAGAAAUUGGAUUUGAAUACUCUCAGUUUGAAGUAUGUUAAUGACAAUCAUUGGUCCACUCUUUAUUGUUAUAUGUUGCGAUGUUAUUAUAAAUAUAUUUUAGAAACUAUAAACUCUUUUUAUCAUUUUCUUUUAAUUUGAAAUCGUGAAAUUUUCUUACCCCACUUGCUUUCUUCUUCUACUUGUUUUUUUCCUUUUUUGGUAUAUCAUUGCAUCUUUAAUGUUAAAAUGAUUUUAAUUCUGUUAUUUUGAUGCAUGGUUAAUUAUCUUGAAUAUUUAGAUACAUUGUUUUCUCUAUUUAUGUAUUUGGUUGGUAGGGAUGACAAGAAAAAUGGCAUUAAUUUGUUGAAGAGUGAUGGGCUGUCAUCAUGCACUGUUUUUAUCAAAUCGUUUAUUACAAAGACAGUCGUAAAUUCUGAUGUGAAAUCCAAGCUAGGUGGCUAGUUGUUACUAGGUUUGCUUUGCCAACUCUACUUCUAUGUGUUUCGUCUUGUUACUCCUUGGAGACAGAUGCCUCUUGUGAUCCAAGCAGAAUGACACAGAAAGAUAAAUAUAGCCUGCCUCUACUAGUUUGGGUUUGAGGCUUGGUUGUUGCUGCACAGCUUGUUUCGAUUACUGUCCCCUUGAGUAUAGCAAAACUAAAAUGAGAUGAUUGAAGUUGGAAGAAGCAUGGCUUUGGGGUUUCCUGAAUCAGGACCAUGCAUGUAACUGCACCGUUCAAUCUUUCUAAACCAAAUCAUGGCCCCUAGACACUUUCGCUUAGCCUGCAGAAGAGUACCCUUCAAGGUUGUUUUCUUCAUACUGCUGAUACUUGUGCCAAUUUGUGUGAUUGGAAUCCUCACACAUGCCCAGCUUGUCUCCUACAUUUUACGUCCACUUUGGGACAACCCCCCACCUCCCUUUAAACACCUACCUCACUAUUAUGCAGAGAAUGUCUCAAUGGAACAUCUUUGCCAGCUGCAUGGUUGGUCCCUACGAUCUGAGCCUCGUCGUGUGUUCGAUGCCAUCAUCUUUAGCAAUGAGCUAGACAUUCUUGAGAUCAGAUGGAGAGAGCUUCAUCCUUACAUCACUAAAUUUGUAAUCCUCGAAUCAAAUACCACUUUCACUGGCAUCCCCAAGCCUCUCUUCUUUGACUCAAACCGGUCUAGAUUUGCCUUUGCAAAGGAGAAGAUUGUCCAUGGUGUAUUUUCAGGCCGAAUUGCUGCCCGUGGAAAAAAUGGAAACCCUUUUGCACUCGAGUCUGAGCAGCGGAAAGCUAUGAGUGGAUUGCUCCGCAGUUCAGGAAUUUCCUACGGUGACUUGAUCAUUAUGUCAGAUGCAGAUGAGAUUCCAAGCCCACACACAUUGAAACUACUGCAGUGGUGUGAUGAAAUUCCACAUGCUAUGCACCUUGAGCUCAAGCACUACAUGUACUCUUUUGAGUUUCCUGUAGAUUACAGUAGCUGGCGGGCCACAGUCCAGAUUUUUGGCCCAUACACCGGUUACCGGCAUUCACGCCAAACUGACCUUAUUCUCUCUGAUUCUGGGUGGCACUGUAGUUUUUGCUUUCGCCAACUUCAGGAAUUUGUGUUUAAGAUGACUGCAUAUAGCCAUGCAGAUAGAGUUAGGAGGAAUGAAUUUUUGAACUAUUCUAGGAUUCAGAAAAUCAUUUGCAGUGGAGAUGAUCUCUUUGAUAUGCUGCCUGAGGAGCACACCUUUCAGGAGCUGAUUAAGAAGAUGGGACCAAUACCCCAUUCAGCUUCUGCGGUCCAUCUCCCAUCAUACUUGAUAGAGAACGCGGAUAAGUUUAGGUUUCUUCUUCCUGGGAAUUGUUUACGAACAUAGGAAUGAAGGUAUUGGCAGUCCGAAUCAAAAUGAGUAAAAUACGUAGAUGCAGUACUGUGCAGAACUCUGUCAUUGUUCCUUUUCCUUUUGAGGCCUCAAAUGCCCAGUUCUGUAAAGGGAUGUCUAGUUGGAUAACAGUUGCAAACAAAGAAAAAAUUGUCUUGCUCCGGUCCCAAUGAUUAUAGCUCUUCUAAUCGGAUUCGUUUUCUCUGGGAA
Messenger RNA from Populus euphratica (Euphrates poplar), 2068 nucleotides. RefSeq names its product beta-1,4-mannosyl-glycoprotein 4-beta-N-acetylglucosaminyltransferase-like. Lineage: Eukaryota; Viridiplantae; Streptophyta; Magnoliopsida; Malpighiales; Salicaceae. The transcript has 3 exons. The coding region runs from base 767 to 1852 and encodes 361 amino acids. Gene Ontology annotation, biological process: N-acetylglucosamine metabolic process. Gene Ontology annotation, cellular component: membrane. Gene Ontology annotation, molecular function: beta-1,4-mannosylglycoprotein 4-beta-N-acetylglucosaminyltransferase activity. The record is from RefSeq and is a predicted model, not a curated record.